Capsella rubella is the source of this 3167-nucleotide messenger RNA. RefSeq lists its product as uncharacterized. NCBI's taxonomy places the organism in Eukaryota, Viridiplantae, Streptophyta, Magnoliopsida, Brassicales, Brassicaceae. The record is from RefSeq and is a predicted model, not a curated record. Gene Ontology annotation, molecular function: methyltransferase activity.
GAUCUUCUUCUCCGGCGAACUUUGCCGGCGAAACGGUUUCCCUCUGAAUUCGUUUUCAAAAUCGCUUGCUCUCUUGUCCAUUUUUCUUCCUCAUCGCUCGCUUCCAUUUUUACGGUACACAGUUUUCGUUGUGAGGUAUGGGUUUUGCGAGUCGGGUUCAGUUUUGUGGUGCGGAUUUUGUGAAUAGUUUUGGACGCGGCAGUAAUCUUUGGGAUCAUAGGGCUGAUUCUCACCUUUAUUUGGCUAAUAGAUUGAGUGCUGCGGGUAUAGUUUCCAAAACUGGUGGGAGUUUAACGCUAACUACUGGUCUUACUAGAAAGUCCGAAAGUGUAUCAUUGUUGGGAUAUAGGUUUCGUAGUCAAGGUGAUGAUUCUGUUGGAGCAGGCAGCGAAGGAGAUAUAACUGGGUAUGACCCAAACACUUUGGAGUCUCGUUUUGAUCCGCAAAUCCAACCAACCCAAGAACAGUUGUUGGAUGGGAACACUACUGUUCGGAAUGUCUUGAGUUGCAUAGUUGCUGGAGUGUCAUCAGAAAGUAGCUUGGAGGAACGCUGGGACAGACUUCAUAAUGCAAUAAAAGCAUUGAAAGCUGUUAGGUUCAGGAAUAGCAUGUUUCAGAGAGUCGUAAACGAAUCGAUUGCACUGCAGGAUAAAUCAGCCUGUGCUUCAAAUGAACUAAGCCAAACCCCUGUCGCGGUUCAAGGGAUGAUUGAUGAAAUACGCGUAACUAGGGAAGAUGUUGAGAAGGCUACUUCUGAAGCAGUGGGAUACAAUGCUUCAGAGGUUGAGGAUGAAGUCUUAGAGACUAUGAUUUGGGGAGAAAGGGCUGUGGAAUUGGAGCGUGAGGCGAAUCAAGAUGUGAAGGAUGCACAGGCUGCUUUCCAGAGAGCACUGAAGUCUCAUUUUGAUUAUCAAAUCCAAAAACCAACCCAAGGGACUGUCUGGAAUGUCUUGAGUGACAUAGUUGCUGGAGUCUCAUCAGAGACCAAUUUGGAGGAAUUCUGGGACAGACUUCAUAAUGCAAUAAAAGCAUUGAAAGCGGUUAAGUUCAGGAAUAACACGUUUCAGAGAAUCGUAAACGAAUCGAAUGCACUACAGGAUAAAGCAGCAAGUGCGUCAAAUGAACUAAGCCAAACACCUGUCGCGGUUCAAGAGAUGAUUGUGGAAGUAUGCAAAGCUAGGGAAGCUGUUGAGAAGGCUUCUUUGGCACUAUCUUUGGCUGAAGCGAGGCUGCAGAUUCUAAUGAAAUCACUAGAAGCAAUGAGGUACGAUGCUUCAGAAGUUGAGGAUGAAGUCGUAGAGAUUAUGAUUUGGGGCGAAAGAGCUGUGGAGUUGGAGCGUGAGGCAAAUCAAGAUGUGAAGGAUGCAGAGGCUGCUUUCCAGAAAGCACUGAAGUCUCAUUUUGAUUCUCAUGCUGGAGGACAGGCUUUGGAUGUAGAAACUACAGCUGUAGAUGAUGAUGAAAUUCUGACUCAGGCUGAAAAAGAGUUCGCAGUAGAUGAGGUCUACACUUGUGAGGUAUGCUUUUUUUUUUCUAUGAAUAUGAAUAAACCCAUAAUUUUUCUUAUUAUAUUGUUUAUGAUGUUUGUCUCCACCUGUUUUAGAUUUGCACCCUUUGAAUCUCUCAAGCACUCCAAGCCAUGUUGUUUCCCAUCACCAAGCUUGGCAUUUCUUAUCUCAGUUGCUACAUUAGCUAAGUUCAACUACAUCACACCCCUACGCUUCUCUGAUCGGUUCUGUAACUCUCACGGAAGCUUUGAUGGCGACUAUUAUAAUAUCGGCAGCCAGAUGAGGAAGACAAUCGAAACUGCCAUUUUUAAAAUCCACCAAGAAAUGGAUGAUCUCAAGGCUUUAGAAGCUAAUUCUUCUUCUGUUCCAUCUUCGGAUUCAUCAGCUUCCGGAUCUAUGUUCAGGCAUGUAGCGUUUCUUGCGGAUGUUCUUUCACUGGUUCAGUCAGUUCAUAUGGAACUGCCUUCGUUUGAAGAGAGAUUCGUAGACCAUCCUUUGAAGCAGCGGAAUGGUGACCCGGGAGAGCAUUUUAUGAGAGAAGAGAUAAAGAAGUACAUAAAGAUCAAACCAAACCGGCUUGGGAAGCAGAAUUUUAUGGGAGCUAACGGAACAUUCACUUCGAUCGGGCACGCAUGUUUUGCAAUGAAGAACGAUCUAGAAGAGUAUAUGGACUACGAUGUUGGGGAAAUCUGCAACGACGACUGGAGGUUAGCUCAGAAGCUUAUGGUUCACGGAUGCGAUCCGCUGCCUAGAAGACGGUGUUUCUCCCGUGCACCGCAGUUAUAUCACAAACCGUUUCCGAUCAACGAGUCUCUAUGGAAGCUGCCGGAUAAUCGGAAUGUGAGAUGGGGACAGUAUAAGUGCAAGAACUUCGCUUGUCUCGCUAGCAACACAACAGCGCGAAAAGGGUUCUUCAAAUGCACUGACUGCUUCAACCUCACGCACCACGAAUCGCCAAGAUGGCUUAACCGAGGCGAAAUCGAUCCUGAGACUAACCAAACUGCAGAUUUCUCGAUAACGGAAGUACUCGAAAUCAAACCGGGAGAGAUGAGAAUCGGACUAGAUUUCAGCAUUGGCACAGGAACUUUCGCAGCGAGGAUGAGAGAGCAGAACGUCACGAUUGUAUCAGCAACAAUCAACCUCGGAGCUCCAUUUAACGAGAUGAUCGCUCUGCGCGGUUUGGUCCCUUUGUAUCUAACCGUGAACCAACGUUUACCUUUCUUUGACAGCACGCUUGACAUGAUUCACACGACGAGGUUUCUCGAUGGAUGGAUCGACCUGAUACUACUUGAUUUUGUGCUGUUCGAUUGGGACAGGGUUUUAAGACCAGGUGGAUUGUUGUGGAUCGAUGGCUUCUUUUGUCUGAAAGAGGAUUUGAAUGAUUAUGUUGAAGCGUUUAAAGCGUUGAGGUAUAGGAAACAUAAGUGGGUUGUGGUGCCUAAGAAAGACAAAGAUGAUAAAGAAGUUUUCUUCUCUGCUCUGUUAGAGAAACCUCCAAGACCCUUUAGAUGAUUGACCCCAUUAUUCAUUUCAUAGUCUCUGUGUUUUAGAAUAUCAUCUUUGUAAUAUUCUUACAAAAAGAAAACAGAAAAUGUUAAAACAAAAUUGAGAUAUAACAUUCGUAAUAAUAUGUUUUGUAACGAAAGAUAUACAGUAGAA